Messenger RNA from Macrosiphum euphorbiae (potato aphid), 2223 nucleotides. NCBI's taxonomy places the organism in Eukaryota, Metazoa, Arthropoda, Insecta, Hemiptera, Aphididae. The record is from the annotation of a GenBank genome assembly.
AUGUUGUCCGAUAAUACGAUGACGGCCAUCAAGAUAUGGACGUUCCUCACGCUGUUCACCUGUGUGGUGAAUGGUCAGAGGAAACCACCAAAUUACCAGCAAAAUGAAAUGCCACCGACCAGUUUCAGCUGCAAGGACAAAAUCGUGGGCGGAUACUACGCGGAUCCCGAAACGUCUUGUCAAAUGUUCCACGUCUGCGUGAACGUCGUCGGGACCGGGGUUCAAGAUUUUCGGUUCCUGUGCCCGAAUAACACGGCUUUUGACCAAGAAAAUCAGAUUUGCGACGACUGGUACAACAUCGACUGCGAGGCGGCCACGUUGUAUUACAGCGACAAUUUCGACCUGUACAAGCUCGGUUUUAGCGGUGCUCCAGCUUCAUCAGCCAAAGCCACACCAAUACCAUUGGGCCCAUCCAGCUCAUCACCGAACGUGGCAGCCCGACCACAAUCCAGUCCCAGGAGACCUUCACUCUCCGCUCCCGUCAACAACGCAGUGUCGGAGAACGACGACGACUACUACCUGCAGAGAAGUGACUCCACUGACAGUCGCCUGCAGCACGAUCUUUUGCGCGGCAGCAGCUCGGGCAAUUUCUUCAGCAACAAGAACAGAGGCAUCGAGAACCCAGACGACUACGACGAUGGCCGGGUGAUUUCUUCAUCCAAAGACGUGCCAAAGAAGAACACCAAAGCACCGUUCCGGAAAUUGUUGACAGGCAAGAAGCCGGUCGCCGAAUCUACCACGAGUUAUCCGAGCACCGCUUACGGUACCACCGGGACCACUGCCGCACCGCCGUCGCCGCCGCCACUAUUACCAGCACCAGCACGGUCAGGCAGCCCAAUUACAAGCCGACCACACAAGCAAACCAAAGCUGAUGAGUAUGACAGUCAAAAAGUAGCCAAGCCCGCCACCGCUAUUCAGUCCACGACGUUCGCUCCAUCAACUGAUAACACGUACCAACGCUUACAACCUACCGUGACCGCAACUGCUAACGAUAACACGUAUCAGACAACGCAGGGAUCAAUCGCAGUGCAGCAAAAUAGUCGGCAAAAGAACAACGAUUUCCUGCGCAUUGCACCAACAGGAAAUAACAACAACAACAAUAACAACGGUGGUGGUUUCCAAUCAGCCCGGAUUAACGUGGCGCAGCCCACUAACUUCCAGACGAACAACGCGUUCCGUCCGGCGAACGACCAGGCUCAGAAUUUCCAGCAGAACGCCGUCAACUACAAUCAAGGCUUCCAGUCGGACAAAACCACUUACCCCACGACUACGCAAAACUUAAACCCCGCAAACUUCCAGUCCGACAAGAUCUUUACGACGACACAAAAGUACAUUCAGAACCCAACAACGAACACCUUCCAGCAACAGGGUAGCAACACAUUCCAGCCAGGAAAUACUUUUCAGCCAGCUGUAAACAAUUUUCAGCAAGCUAACAAUUUCCAACAAUCCAACAAUUUUCAGCAAGCCAACAAUUUCCAGCAAGCCAACAAUUUCCAGCAAGCCAACACAUUCCAACCACCAAACACAUUCCAACCAGCUAACAAUUUCCAGCAAUCCAACACAUUCCAACCAGCUAACAAUUUCCAAUCCGUGACUCCCACGGCCCAAAAGUACAACUCGUAUCAGCCGUCGUCACCGAUCGCAUAUCAACAGUCCACAAACGUGUUCCAGUCGUCGACACCAAACAACGCGGGCAACUCGUUCCAACAGUCGUCCCAGCAAUCACUGUUCCAGUCUACCACCGAGCACUUCUCCAAAGACUUCAAAGCAAAGUUUGACCCGUACAACAGCUACCAUCAGAGCACGAACGAAGAGGCGGGCGAGACGCUGAAGACGGCGCCUAGCACGAACCUGAGGCCGAGCGAACUCAACGCACUUAUCCAGCCGAGACCUAAGUCGAUAAACGCCACGCUGUCGGUUGGGUUUAGUUUCAACAAGGUGGACGGCGGAGUGGCUAAGUCCACGGUCGUCGUACCUGCGCCAACCACGCAAAAGCCAAGGCCUUUCACCACGCAACAGCCCUCCUCGACGACGCAGUUCGUCACCUCAAGUUCUACCAAGGCUUUCGUGAGCACCGGGCCGAGCGGCAGUGCCAAAAAGGCUGUCACCAAAGACAAGGACUCGUCAUACGAUUAUGCGUACUACGACGACAGCAACCAUAACGAUUACACUGACGUGGUGCCCGAAGACUUUUCCAGAAUUCACAACUCGAAAAAUUUUUAA